Molecule: messenger RNA, 339 nt
Organism: Aspergillus udagawae
Lineage: Eukaryota; Fungi; Ascomycota; Eurotiomycetes; Eurotiales; Aspergillaceae
Exons: 3
Coding region: 1-339 (112 amino acids)
Source: RefSeq, a predicted model, not a curated record
AUGUCAAAUAGAGACUUCGGAAGACGUUCCCCCCGAGCUCGUGGCGGUGGUCGCAGGGGCCGCGGCGGUCGCGGUGGUGGGCAUGGGGGCUUGAGCAACCCCCAUGCCCCAGCCGCCGCGGCUCCGGCUGCGGCCGAUCCUGUUCCUGACCCUGUCCCUGAGGCAGAUGCUGGUCCUGUUGCUGGUCCUGUUGCUACAAGCCCUCCUGUGAAUACUGCUGCUGCUGAUUUCCGCUUCGCUCGGCAAAAUCCGGGACAUUACCCUGACGAUCUUCUGGGCUAUACUUGCGGACAAAUUGUAGUUCUGGGGACUGACCCUUACCAUGGUGACGCCCCCUGA